Messenger RNA from Manduca sexta (tobacco hornworm), 6863 nucleotides. RefSeq lists its product as uncharacterized. The record is from RefSeq and is a predicted model, not a curated record. Gene Ontology annotation, molecular function: RNA polymerase II cis-regulatory region sequence-specific DNA binding; DNA-binding transcription factor activity, RNA polymerase II-specific. Bases 284 to 3256 code for a protein of 990 amino acids. The transcript has 14 exons. NCBI's taxonomy places the organism in Eukaryota, Metazoa, Arthropoda, Insecta, Lepidoptera, Sphingidae.
UGGCGCAAACCACAAUCCCAUCACUAUUUUUAUCCCAUACGGUUUAAAGUUGUCGUUUUUUAAUUAUGAUAUGAAAAUAAAAUGUAAUGACGUACAAAAUAUUAUUUAAUUACAUAUAGAAUACGUAAUUGUAUAUAUAGACAUAGUAAAUAUUUUAGCGUUAAUGUAAAAAAUAAUCAAAAUUGGUGACCUUGAAAGCUUACAGCUGUCAAGCGAACUAACCUAACCACUAUUUAGUUGAAAAUAUGAAAUAAACACAAGUGUUUUUUUAAAAAUUACAAACAUGAGGAACGUGGGUACUCAUCUCUUGGAGGACAAGAUGGACGAGGCAGUCAACCAGUAUAUAAAUUCUCAUCAGGCAAGCCAGCCAGUGCAUGUGAACACCAACCCGCUGGCUCUCAAUGUACAAGAUGAUGGUGGGAGAGUCACAGUCAUGCACACGCAGAACUUCACUACACAAAUGUGCAGACAAGUACCAGUUGGCGAGCCGGUUCCCGAAGGACAAUGGGGCGAAGAGCUACUGGACUCGGACAGCAAGAUCGCGGCCAUCGUGGCCCAGUUGGCCCAACAUUCUCGCGCUUCCCACCACCAGCCCCAUCACAAAGUGCAGACAGUCAGAAGUGACGUGGAUGCAUCUGUCAUACUCGACGGGUCCAUGAGGCUUUUCAAUGCGCAGUCUUUGGAUCAGCCAGAAAGUAUAGUAGUCCACGUGCCCACGCUGCCUCCUCUGCCGCCGCUGCAGGAGAUGAAGAGAUGCCAGGAAACCGCCUGGUUCAACAACAAAACUAAGACCGUAGUGCCGCUAAAGGAUGACACGCCGAUGCUAGGAGAAUCUGACAGUUCAGUAUUGGAGCUGGGCCCGGGCGCGUCCCCCGCGCAGCACAAGCAGCACAACAAGAAGAGCUUGCCGCACAAGAAGAGGAUAUCUAGAAAGCUUAAGAAGAACAACGGCAGUAGUACACCACAACAGGGUAUAGUAGUUAUUAACUGCAACGAAGAUGUGCAGCAUGAAGAGAUCCUUCCGGACAACUUCGUGACUGCUGUGCAGCAUCAGGAACAGCUGCCGGAGGACACUCAUCAUAUCACGCAUGAGGUGCGUGCGAUCCUGUUGUGCCAGCUGUGCGGCGAGUUCUACGGCGAGGACCAACUCAAGUUCUACCACCACCUGAAGCAGCACUACGAGCCGCAAGCCAUUAUCAUAGACAACCCUGUACCUGAUUUAGCUAUAGAUAAGAUAACAAAUACCUGUAUAGUAGACAACGUAGCAACACUGCCAGACUCAAUCGUAGAACUGUCUUUAGAAAACACAGUGCCCAAAACAGUGUACCAAAGCAUAGACAAACACAUCCUGUACACGUCGAGCGAUAAGACGCUCAACUACGCUUCUAAUAAGGUGCAAUACUCAAUGGCGAGUAUGGACAAGGAACCCCACACGGUUGACAAGGCGGAUUUGUACGACACAUUGGAUAAACUCGAGUUGUAUAACUGUGCGAAGUGUAACAAGACGUUCAGGAAGCAGAAGCAGUUCGAGGCUCAUGUGAAGGAGGCGCAUUCAAAUACUAAGUUAGAAGAUAUGGGAGAGUUUAGCGAGCCCGAGGACUUGAUGGAGGGGAUCCAUGUGACGGUAGACGUCGACGCGGAACAGCCGGAUCGCUCGCACCCUGGGGCCGACCCCACGGACCCCGACUAUGACCUCGCGUUGCUGCCGCAUCUCACCGUGGAGAAUGGACACGUGCACCAGGACCACGUCAGGCACUGGUACCUCCGCGGCGGUUCGUGCGGCGGUUCGUGCGGCGGCGCGGGGUGCGGCGCGGGGUGCGGCGCGGCGUGCGGCUCGGCGUGCGCGCCGGGCGACGCGUACUGCGCCGUGUGCAACGUGCCGCCGCCGCACACCAACACGCAGACCAACACCACACACACCAUGACGAUCACCAACCCGCCCAGGGAACACGAACAGCCUGCUAUGAAGAUGAUACUUAAAGAGGAAGUCCUCCAACGGAUAUUGGACACGAGUGUGAACAACGAGCAUGUAAUACCAGACAAUGUGAUGGUGACUGAAGACCCGCCACCACCUUCAGAGUCCCAGCCUACCACCAAGACCAGCAAGAAGAAGGGCACCAAGAAGUACUCGUGUGGUCAGUGCGGCCGCGUGUUCGACCACCGCAGCAGCCUGCUGUACCACGUGCUGUCCCACGGGGGCAGGCAGCAAGUGUGCCGGGACUGCGGGAAAGGGUUUUACACCGCCGGCGCUUUGAAGAUCCAUCGUCGCGUGCACAACGGCGACCGUCCGUACAAGUGCGACGUGUGCGGACGAGACUUCCGGCAGUGGAGCGACCUCACGUACCACAAGGCCAUACACUCCAAACAGAAAUGUUUCAAAUGUGAGUUCUGCGGCAAGGAGUUCGCGCGCAAGUACUCGCUGAACGUGCACCGCCGCAUCCACACCGGCGAGCGCAACUACAAGUGCGAGUACUGCAACAAGAGCUUCCGCGCCUCCUCCUACCGCCUCAGCCACAUGCGGACCCACACCGACGACAGGCCGUACAAAUGCGACCAGUGCGACAAGUGUUUCCGCGUCGCGUUCGACUUGCGCCGGCACUUCCUCACGCACGAGAAGGCGCGCAACAGGUUCGAGCAGCAAAAGACCAAGAUCAAGGAGGAGAAAGAGGGAGAAAAGCCAGAGGAGGACACCAAAGAACCACCGCCCAAGGUCAAGAAGAUCGCCGUCGCGUCCACCACCAGGCUACCGACCAUCCUCAAAGUCGAUAAGAAACAAAAACCGUCGAAAAAGAACGCCAAAAAAGGCGCACCUAACGUCACCGUAGGACAAACUAAUGGCGAGUUCAAACUUAAUUCUGAAUAUACAAACAAUGUUGAAGUGUUCGACACUAGGCAAGAAGGAUACAAUAAGUUUAAAGACGUGUAUAAUGAAUACAAGGAGACGUUCAAACAACCUGGCGACUUCAAAGAGGAGGAUACUGACAGAGACUUUGCGAUACUUAAACCGAUGCUGCAGCGUAACGCGUUAGAACCCGAUAAGCCGGUGUACGCGCGGACUGAGAAUACUGAUGGAAAAAUGCAGAUCUACACCCAUGUAGAGAAGAAGGAGUAUGCAAGUCCGAUAGUCCAGAAUUCUCAGGUGCUAGGUGACGCCAGGCAUAUGGAGCGGGAAGUGAGGUCCGACAUGACGGCCGAUGGUAUCGAACACGGGUUUCUAGAAAGGUUAACGGCUUUGUACAAUAUACCCGCAGUCUGAGUUUAGCUGUAACAAAUUUAGUUAAAUUUUUAGUUAGUGAAAAGGGAUGUUUGCGUAGUGUGCUAAGAUCAAUUCGAUUUAUGUUCGAAAUAAAAAGAAAAUGGUUCGGAACAAUUGUGGUAACUAUUAGAUAUCUUGCUGGUCAUUAUUUAGACUGUUCUUUAUUUAUUAUUAAGUAAGGUGGUCUUGUCGCCGUAAUAACAACUCUAACUUUGUUGCCCCACUCGACAACUCACCUACAAUUGCUGACAUUUUGGGUAUUAGUGGAGAUUACCUAAAUACGAACGUUCUCCCUUCAGCUUACCAUAGGUAUAAUUAUAGAAAUAUACGUUAGUUUACACAUGUUUAUAAAUUAUUUUUUUUUAUGUCAAGGUACAAGUUGAGGGAUCAGUAAAUUGAUUAAAUCAAACACAAACAUCCCGUUUCGUUAAUGUUAUAGUCUGAUCUUGUCCGACACCGAAUUUCCAAUUUUAUAUCGAUAAUGGGUCUGUAUACUCUAUGGCAAUCGGAUAUCGGAUUUAUGUAAAAUAUGUAUUACACGCAUUUAUCCCCGAAACGAUAUUAUGUAGAGGCGCAACUAGGGCACAAACUUUUCGCCAAGUGUGUUCCGUCCCAUGAUGUGAUCGGGGGCGAGCCUGUCGUCAUAUUUGUGCCGCCGUACCGCUCAACUUUCGUUUAUGCUAUAGCAUAUUUUAAAUAAACACGUAUGUGUUCAUAUUAUGAAACGGUCUAAGAAUUAUUCUGAUCAGACAAACAUAAGACCAUAGACAACGAGAUAGACGUUUGUCAUAGAGAAUUACAGCUCUAAAUAUGACCAAAUAAUGCCUUAUGUUAAUGCUUUCAGCAUUUUUUUUUACUUGUAUUAAAAGCCUUAUAAUAAGCAAUAACAAUAUGUAUAAAAAUCAGCACUUUUAAACAAAGAAUUUAUAUAAAUUUUAUUAUAGCAUUAAUGCUAAUGAAAGUUAUGAUUGUCGAUAAAAAUAACAAUAUUUCCAAUGUAUGCAACGUUUUACAUAAUAUAACAAAUGUCAACACCUAAAAAAUUUUUAGGACAUAAUAUUGGAUUUACUAAAGCUUGACCAAAAUGAAUACUGGUCAAUAUUUUAUCGAUAAACAGUAACUAUUUUAACAUUUACAAGAAAUCAAUAAAACGUAUGUGUUCAAGGGCCGAUAUUGAUAAAUUAAAAAGCUUGUAGUACUUAAGACAUUUAAACUCAGCCUAAACAAAAAUAGUUACACCAUUUUAUUGUGAACAUUGUGUCGAGCACAUUAUCGAUAAACUAGCAUAAUAUCGUGUACUAUAGUGAUAUUCGUGUAAUAAUAUUUUUUAAUAAUCGACUGAUAUUUUUUAUAAAACGUGCCAAUGAGCUGUAUAUCCACAUUGUAUAUAGUAGAGUUUAUUUAAUUUUAAUACGUGAACGUAUGGUGGGCUUUCACAGUGAUUUAUCGAUAUUAUAAUGUCUUAUUUGGUUCGUUUAUUUUAGAAUUCGGUGUUUAUAAAACAUUUUAAUAUUUUUUGUAUUGAAAUUAUAAAUAGCCGAUUAAAGAGUAGGAAGUACGGGUGAGAUUAUUUUGAAAAAAAAAAAUUGGUAAAAAUAUUACAGUUAUUAAAGUAACCAAAUUGUUCGAGAUGCGGACUUUCAAUAAUUCGGGAAUAAUUAAUUUAUAUGAAGCUUUAAGUCGAGUUUUUCGGGAUCGAAUUUGUAUUUUAUUAGUAUACAAGUUAACAGUGAAAGAAUUUUCUUAAUCGGUGCAUAAGUUACAAACAUUUCUUUUUUAAAAUAUUAUUAUAGAUAAGCACUGCAUUUUUAAUGUAUACUUUUCACACCCAAGUUUAUAUAUCUGUAUGCAUUCUUUAUGAUACCACGAAUUAAAUUAGGCACAAAUAUUAUUUUUAACCCAAUAUACUUUGUACCUAAGAUCCGUUUUACCUACUCUGCCUUGUGGGGAACCCUAAUAGCCAAUACAUGCGGAGCGGCGACAAACCCAAAAUUAGAUCAUAUUGCAACAAUUUGUGAUAGACCUUUGGGGUCUCCGUAAUGUAAAGACUGCCUUUGUAGCAUAGUAAUGCUUACACGGUACGAGUACGGCUACUGCGCUGAGGGCCUGAGUUCGAAUCCCUGGUCAGGCCAAAAUAAUUAUGACUGGGAUUUUCCAUCUUAAAAAUUACUCAGUCGCAGCUCGCAGUCGGGAAGCUGGCGGUGUGAUUCUCCCGUGCCUCGGAAAGCACGUAAGGCCGUUGGUCCUGCGCCUGAUCUCUCUCUGGUCAUGUCGGAUUGCCGUCUCACCGGACUAUGAGAGUGAAGGAACAGAGAGUGCUUGUGUAUUAUGCACACACUUGUGCACUAUAAUAUAUCCUGUGUACUUCCACACUUGUGCACUAUAAUAUAUACUGUGUGCUUGCACACUUAUGCACUACGGUAUCUCGUGCGUACCUGACUGAUCUCCGAUGAGAUUGGCUGCCGUGGCCGAAAUUCGACUAGAAGCGUUUCAUUCUAUGUAAAGAACGGAAAAUUGACACUAAUAUAGUAAUCAAAUUUUAAAACAUUGUAAGAGUCCAACCUCGUUCUGUCACUUAAAAAUGUCUUUCAUUUAGCUAUUGUUAAAUAAUUUUACCGUUAUUUGAGUUUUAAACAUAAUAAUCAACAGGUCAGUUUCAUCACUCAUUGAGUAUUUUCUGUGCCUCAUGAUGAGGAAAGUUCGAGAUAAUAUUUUUCUUGCAACUUGCAACUACACCAUUGCGGACACAUAGUUGAGGUAUUAAACAAGUUAUAAAGCAUUUAUAUUAAUAUUGUUGUCAAUUAAUCCAAAGUUGGUAAUGUUUAAAAGUUGCAAAUGCUCUUGUCAAGUUGCAGAGGAUAUAUUGACUUAUCAUGAUGAUAUGCUUGAAAGGUAAUCAGUGCGUUGUAACUCCGGAAUGGGAUCUAUUCUGAAGGUAUUACAUGAUUUUUUAUGUUUACGCGAAUUCUAGACAUUAAAAUUAAACAAUUUUUCGGAUUUUAUUGCGAUAACUUAAUUAUCAAAAUGGUCAAAAUAUAAUAAAAAAUAGUUUUAAUUGAAAAAACAAAGCCACACAACAAUUUUAUAUCAAAUAAAGUGACUUUUAAAAAUGAUUCGCAAAUUAUGAAUCAAUUUACAAGGCAAUACACUCCCUAUAAGAAAUGGGAGAGAUUUGAUCAUUCUUUAUAAUACAAUUUCUGAUCCGAAUUAAAAAAAUUGAAUUGAAUUUUAAGUGACCAACGUAGAGACGUAAAAAUAGUACGUAAGAACAAAGCUUCAUUCCAAUUUCCCGUACAACAAUGGUAAUCCACUGCCUGAAAAUUACAGGGUGUUUACCCCGGUCGGGAUGGCCUAACCUGCAGACAAAACUGGGUACAAAGUAAAACUGUUUACAAGCCCUGUUAAAACUAAACUACCUCUAUGGCUAUUCUAAAUUGAUUGACAGAUAAAAUAACUAUAAAAAUUAAACUUAUAAAAGUAUUAGAAGUGCCUUCAGAAUUACUUCCCUCAGUUUUGACAACGGUACAUUGUUUUAAUUUGUAAGUUUUUAUUUGUAAAUAUUAAUUAAUUUAUAAUAAAAUGAACAACUGAAAUACGUUUCCCGUUA